This is a messenger RNA of Ctenopharyngodon idella (grass carp), 2867 nucleotides long. It is a transcript of the gene bloc1s3, whose product is annotated as biogenesis of lysosomal organelles complex-1, subunit 3. The coding region runs from base 246 to 863 and encodes 205 amino acids. Gene Ontology annotation, cellular component: BLOC-1 complex. NCBI's taxonomy places the organism in Eukaryota, Metazoa, Chordata, Actinopteri, Cypriniformes, Xenocyprididae. The transcript is spliced from 2 exons. The record is from RefSeq and is a predicted model, not a curated record.
AUUUUAAAGUGAAUUAAUCCUUUAACUAAAAAGUGUUAUAGCAUGUUACAGCAAAACGUAAAUGCGUAUUGUAAUAAUUAAUACCCUAAAUAGCAUUUAUGGGCAUUUGUCAUGGAAGUGCUAUGAUAUUUCUUUAAGCACCUGAAGUAGAAGUAGCAUGUAAAUGAAUUUAAAAUGUAAAAGUAUCUUGAAGUAAAUACAAUGUAAAUGUAGGCCUAUAAAGUAUAUGAAAUGGUAAUCAUUCAAUGUCAUGGUGUGCAAUAAUGGCAAGCAACAAAUUUCAAAUCGUGGUACAGGGAGAAGCAUCAGAAACUGAUUCGGAUGAUGAAGUGUACAUCACCUCUGCCCCUCCUGUCCAUGCGUUAUCAUCAUCAUCAUCAUCAUCAGGGAUGAAGGUGGCAGGAGAGGCGCCCGAGACCGACAGCGAGGAUGAGGAGGAGAGAGCGCGCAGACUGGCCUCUGAAAGCCAACAACAGAUGCUCCGCAAAGAUCUUCCUCCGCUCAUCGUGAUCAGAAACACACCUGCGACAGUGUGCGGACAGGAGGACAGUUCGUCGCCUGUGUCCAGACCUGAUUCAGGUCGUUUUAACACAUUACUCCAGCAGAAACUGCAGGAGAGCAAUGCAAGAUUGUGCGCUGAUGUCAAUCAAAGCCUGAAACAGGUGUAUCAGAACGCUGCGAGGGACAUAAGACAGGCCACCACUCAUCUGAACAACUCUCAGACAAGCAUCAUCAAUGCGUCCCACAGCAUUAGACUCAUACUAGAGGACCUGAAGUCAGUGUCUGAGAAGAUUGACAUCAUUACGAGCUGUCAUCUGCUGCCGGACAUCACAAUGCCAAACCCGGUGUCUGGACAAUCUUAAUCAAAUGUUUGAGAGUAAGUUGAGACAGCUGCAUGUACUUUAAAUGACAAAUGUUGUGUAUUGGUUAAUAUGGGCUUGUUGUUGGCCUGUUGAAGGUCCAAUAUAAGCGACAACUUGGAUGCGUUUGACUGAUUUUCUUGAAUGCUACAUGAAGUGUGGAAUGUGUCAGUAGCCUGGUCAUUGACCAACAUGGUCAUGAUUAUCAGUGAGUGAUCACCAAUUUAAUAACUUGGGCUGAUUUGCUGAAUGCACAGAGGAAAUAUAGCAAAUAAAUUAUAUAAGUAAAAAACCAAAAGGUUAACUUGUCCGUUGUGUAAACUAAAUUUCUCUUCUUUUUUUUUAAUAUACAGGUUGAAAUUUGCAUCAGUGUAUAUAGGAAAGUGUGAUUUAGGGAAUGUAACUAGUCAGCAUUUGUUUUAAUUUAUCUUUUAAUGGAAAAAAUAUAAUUUCAAUAAUAUUAUUGAAAAAAUAAUGCAGGUCAUAAGCAGUGUAGCAAUAUAAUAAUUAUAUUUAAGAAAAAUAAAUUAUAUAUAUAUACACGCUUACAGUACAUAUAUACACAAAGUAAUAUAUAUUACAGUCAAACCAAAAAUUAUUCAGACAUUUUUGAUUUUUUACUAGUGGGUGCAGGACACUAUAGUUCAUUUAUGUAAGUGAGGAUAGCAAAAUAAAGUAAACUGUGACAUAUUAUACCCAAAAAAUUUUCAUACAGUGGACUACCAGUAAAAUUAAUAAAAAUUUGGAACCAAAAAUUAUUCAGACACUUUGACCUGACCAUGUUUUGCUUAAGUGUUAUCUGACAUAAUUAAGAUUUCUUUCUGACAGUUUAAGCUUGACUUGACAGUUGUCCAAAAGACGACCAUUGACACCUUGCGCAAGGAGGGCAAGACACAAAAGGUCAUUGCAAAAGAGGCUGGCUGUUCACAGAGCUCUGUGUCCAAGCACAUUAAUAGAGAGGCGAAGGGAAGGAAAAGAUGUGGUAGAAAAAAAGUGUACAAGCAAUAGGGAUAACCGCACACUGGAGAGGAUUGUGAAACAAAACCCAUUCAAAAAUGUGGGGGAGAUUCACAAAGAGUGGACUGCAGCUGGAGUCAGUGCUUCAAGAACCACUACGCACAGACGUAUGCAAGACAUGGGUUUCAGCUGUCGCAUUCCUUGUGUCAAGCCACUCUUGAACAACAGACAGCGUCAGAAGCGUCUUGCCUGGGCUAAAGACGAAAAGGACUGGACUGCUGCUGAGUGGUCCAAAGUUAUGUUCUCUGAUGAAAGUAAAUUUUGCAUUUCCUUUGGAAAUCAGGGUCCCAGAGUCUGGAAGAAGAGAGGAGAGGCACACAAUCCACGUUGCUUGAGGUCCAGUGUAAAGUUUCCACAGUCAGUGAUGGUUUGGGGUGCCAUGUCAUCUGCUGGUGUUGGUCCACUGUGUUUUCUGAGGUCCAAGGUCAACGCAGCCGUAUACCAGGACGUUUUAGAGCACUUCAUGCUUCCUGCUGCUGACCAACUUUAUGGAGAUGCAGAUUUCAUUUUCCAACAGGAUUUGGCACCUGCACACAGUGCCAAAGCUACCAGUACCUGGUUUAAGGACCAUGGUAUCCCUGUUCUUAAUUGGCCAGCAAACUCGCCUGACCUUAACCCCAUAGAAAAUCUAUGGGGUAUUGUGAAGAGGAAGAUGCGAUAUGCCAGACCCAACAAUGCAGAAGAGCUGAAGGCCACUAUCAGAGCAACCUGGGCUCUUAUAACACCUGAGCAGUGCCACAGACUGAUCGACUCCAUGCCACGCUGCAUUGCUGCAGUAAUUCAGGCAAAAAGAGCCCCAACUAAGUAUUGAGUGCUGUACAUGCUCAUACUUUUCAUGUUCAUACUUUUCAGUUGGCCAAGAUUUCUAAAAAUCCUUUCUUUGUAUUGGUCUUAAGUAAUACUCUAAUUUUCUGAGAUACUGAAUUUGGGAUUUUCCUCAGUUGUCCGUUAUAAUCAUCAAAAUUAAAAGAAAUAAACAUUUGAAAUAUA